UUGUAUUUAUGGCUGCAGUGAUAGUUCAAUUUUUAAGCUGACGUCUCUGCCUCGGUAUGAAAGGAUUGAAACCUCCACCUGCAAACGCUGCACUGGGUAUUUAAGAGUGUGGUUGAGCCGCUGCUUUUGUGCAGUGUGAUUAUUUAGGUGGCACACGCGGAUUAGCCGUCCCGCCCCGCCGAUAUGGCGGCUCGUCUGCUCCGGGGGAUGCUCGGGAGCCGCCGCCUCCUCCUCCUCCUCCUCUCCCCGGCGCGGGGCUCCGGCAGCGGCAGAGAUCCAGGCUCUCUGACUAGACAAGCUGAAGCAACCGUUGCUACAGAAUGGAAAAAAAAAUUGACUCCGGAGCAAUUCUACGUUACAAGAGAAAAAGGAACGGAACCGCCAUUUAGUGGGAUCUACCUGAAUAACACAGAGUCAGGACUCUACCACUGUGUGUGCUGCAACGCCCCGCUGUUCAGUUCAGAAAAGAAGUAUAAUUCUGGGACUGGAUGGCCAUCGUUUUCUGAGGCUUACGGUACUUGUGGCAAAGAUGAAAGUAAUACCAAUAUCAUGAGACGACCAGACAACUCGUUGGGAUCAACUAGAACUGAAGUCGUCUGCAAACAGUGUGAUGCCCAUCUAGGCCAUGUGUUCGAUGAUGGUCCCACACCUUCUGGGCAGAGGUUCUGUAUCAACAGUGUUUCAUUAAACUUCAAACCAGGCUCUGGUUAGUGAGAAGUGGAUCUCUGUGGUUCAUAGAACAUCCUUUCGCUGCUCGUACAACCGGCUUGUGAAAAACCCUCACACUUUUAAUGUAGAACUCAGAUGUUAGUAUUUAUGCCAUUGCAGCUUUGCUUUCCAGCUAUUAUCAGUGUUGAUAAAACAUAUAUUUUUGUGUUAAUUCUUUGGCAG
Molecule: messenger RNA, 891 nt
Organism: Calidris pugnax (ruff)
Lineage: Eukaryota; Metazoa; Chordata; Aves; Charadriiformes; Scolopacidae
Gene: MSRB2
Product: methionine sulfoxide reductase B2
Exons: 5
Coding region: 184-711 (175 amino acids)
Biological process (GO): response to oxidative stress; protein repair
Cellular component (GO): cytoplasm
Molecular function (GO): peptide-methionine (R)-S-oxide reductase activity
Source: RefSeq, a predicted model, not a curated record